AUUCUCCUCAUCCUCCUCCUCCACUUCCCUCCCUCUAGCAAUUCCUCCCUCCCUGCUCCAUGCUUUGGAGCUUCACCAUACUUUUCUGUAUGGUGUUGUCCAAUUUGCCUCGCGGUCAAGGUCCAUGCUCGCUGGUAUGCUCCAUACAAGAUAUACAGCCUUUCUAUGCGUGCUUCUAUCAAGAUAGCUGAAGCCACUGCGGAUGACUUACUGAACCUGCCUUUACCCGAUAUUAACCUCCUCAACCCGACCUACCGUUUCUGGGAGACUCCAGGCUCCCCAAUUGUCGCUGUUUCUGCGCCGCACACUGUCGUGGACGCCUGCGCCACACGAGUGGCGAGGCACAUUUCCCGUAGAAAUCUAAGCACCAGCCCUCAAGCGCGCAGUAUUUCUUCGAACGCUUCAAUUUCCCCGUCCCAAGCAACACAGGGAGGACGUGAGACAUCACAGGAAUUAUCUCCAUCCGACCGUGCCUCCACUUCACCUCGGUCACCCAUCUCAUACUCGAUCCCCGCUCCCGCCUCAGACUCUAUCCCUUCUCUUUCACCAUCGCACUCAUCGCACUCAUUGGACGUAGCGCAGAACGUGGACUCGACGCCACCCACAGUUGAUCAUGGGUGCGCCACCUCUGCGACUGCCUCGGAUAUCGCAAAUGAGAAUUCCUCCUCUGUAUUGUCGGAACAACCGUCGACUGAGCCCGCCUCUGCGCCUGUCGAAACACUCCCGCGUGGUGGCAACCUCGCCCAUCUUGCACCUUCCGGCGAAAUCGACCAGGUCGCAACCAAUGGUGCCACCCCGUCUCUAUUGCAUGACGGAGUCGAAGAGCCGGGCCCUCAGUCAGUCCCGAUGCUCACUAGCGAUGCUUCUGUCGUUUUCUCUCCCCGACAGGAUGUGCAGGUGGUCUCCAGCUAUGCUCCCCAAACCGUCAUCGCACCCGCCGAACACAUUCACAACUCCGUCCGACCAUCUUCCUCAACGUCCCCUUCUCGUAACGCCACUCUUCCGACCUCACAACGUGAACGCGGGCAGAAACUGAGGGAGCUGAGAAAGCGCCAGCAGGCAGGCGCAAGCUCUAGCACACCUGUCGCUGGUACCGGUUCCAUGGUCGCGAAAUUGCAAGAGUCUCUUAAACAAGCUUUCGGUAACAACGUCAAAUCGGCCAUCGACAAGUAUGGAAAUCGUAGAACGGUUGACAAAGUCGAUGAACAUCUUGUUGCUGAAAUGGAGGCCUUGAUUGGAGAAGACGACACGGAUACUCUUGCCUCCGAAGUUAAUAGGGAAGUCAACGAGUUCAUGAAUGCUUCUGCGAUGGAGGCAUCUGGUCCUCAGCCUGUUAUAUGGGACGAUGAUGACGACGACGAGGAAGAAGAAAUGGAGCUCGUUGCGGACAUUUGGACUACGCCGGUUGAACCCAAUCUCGCGCCUACAUCCAAGGCAACACAAUCGGUUGAAAUGACCGUCGAACGAGAGCCGCAAACCAUGGUUAUUACUCUCGACGUUGAGGGCUCCGACGAAGUCAUGGACGAGACCGUUGUUGAUGUGGCCACACAAGUUCAAGACCCCGAGGUGGACGCUUUGGCCCAGCGUCUGUCUCUCAUGACACUGGACCCUGGCCCUCUUGCCGAAGAACCUCAUCUUCUGGAGCAGACUCAGGUCAUUAUGAAUGUGUUGCGCCCUAUCCCUCAGACUACGCCGGCGCUCCUACAACAUGACGCGGAUCCGGAGAUGUCCCAAUUUUUACCUGUUGUAGAACUGUCGAAUAAUCUUGCCCCCGUGGUCCCCGAUGUCGACCUCUCACAAGAUCAUGCUAACCAAGACAACGUCACGGAAUCCAUCGUCGAGACCGCUCCAUUGGCCGGGCACGAACCUGAGCCUGAGGAGAUCGCGCCCGCGGAAAUUUCUCAUGUGGUUUUGAGCCCUGCCAACCAGGAUGAGGAACAACAGCCAGACGAACCGGAAAGCGAGUCAGAGGAAGAGGCGGAAAAAAGGCGACAGGAAAAGGGCAAGUUCAGAGAGAUCGUGGUUAACAGUGAAGACUCUGAAGAGCGGAAGCCAGAAAGUACCGUACAGGUGCCCCACCCUGACAAUAACCUCUUGAUUUCUCCCGCCGCAAAUGUCUCAGAAGCACCUUCUCUUGACAACACCGACACCGCACCAUUGACCCUCGAUGAUAUCCUGGGGCGAGCCCCCGGAUCUGACAUAUUGUAUAACCCGCUACCGGAAUUUAGUCUCCUGCAAACCAGAUUCGACCAACUCGAAAGUCUUUACGGUACAGUGGGAGCCUUUCACAUGUUCUUCGACUCGGACCAGCAAGUAAACGAAAAUCAAGUUGCGAGCGCGUCAGGCGUGUCGGCAGAUGUGACAAGCACUAUCUUCGAUUUCCAGGAUUUGACCCCUCCUACUAUCUCUCCAACAGUCGCUGAGGAUGCUACAUCGUUGCCGGAUAUUCAACAACCGGCGCAAGAGGAUUCGUCGUCGCCGGCACUCCCGGUUAAUGACUCCGAACCUACUCCUCAGGGUACCGACACUUCAGGUUCUAUUCCCGGUAGAGUGAUCAAGCCAUUGCCUAAGCGAUGUGAACAACCCAUCAUGGCCCCGAUGCCACCCCUCGAAGAGUGGUUCUGGGAUGAUACCGUACCGUAUACCGACCCUGGAGAAUUUGGAGUGUCACAGACGCAGGACACAAACAGUCAAGUGGAUGACUUCGCCGCCUUUAUGCAAGGAUCAUCAUUCUACGAUUCGCAAGAUGGCGCAGUGCAAAACAACGCAUUCAGUUAUUCUUUGGCGGGCGCUCUUAACGACCAGCAAGUAAAUGAAAAUCAGGUUGCGAGUGCAACACAUGUGACGGCAGAUGCGACAAGCACUGUCUUUGAUAUUCAGGAUUUGGCCCCUCCUACCACCUAUCCAACAGUCCACGCUGAAGACGCUACAUUAUUACUGGAUCCUCAGCUUCAACAAUCGACGGAAUGGGAUUCGUCGUCGUCGGCACUCCCGGCUAACGACUCUGAUCCUACUUCUCAGGGUGCCGAUACUUCAGGUUCUAUUCCUGGUAGAGUAAUCAAGUCAUUGCCUAAGCGACAUGGACAACCUAUCAUGUCCCCGAUGCCGCCCAUUGAAGAGUGGCAUUGGGAUGAUACCAUACCGUCUAUCGACCUUGGGGAAUUUGGAGUGUCAGAGACGCAGGACGAAUACAAUCAGGCCCAGGACUUCGCUGCCCUUAUGAACGCACCAUCGUUCUACGACUUGCAAAAUGGCGCCGUACAAAACAACACGUUCAGUUAUUCAUUGGGGGAUGCCCUUAACGACCAGCAAGUAAAUGAAAAUCAAGUUGCGAGUGCAUCACACGUGGUGGCAGAUGUGGCAAGCGAUAUCUUCGACAUCCAAGAUUUGACCCCUCCUACGGCCUGUCCAACAGUCCUCUCCGAAGACGCUACAUUGCUACUGGAUCCUGAGCUUCAACAAUCGACCGAAGGCGAUUCGUCGUCGUCGGCACUCCCAGCUUAUGACUCUGAACCUACUCCUCAGAGCACCGACACUUCAGGUUCUAUUCCUGAUAGAGUAAUGAAACCAUUGCCUAAGCGACAUGGACAACCCACCAUGGUCUCGAUGCCGCCCAUUGACGAGUGGCUGUGGGGUGAUAUCGCGCCGUAUACCGACCCUGGGGAAUUUGGAGCGUCACAGACACAGGAUGAAUAUAAUCAGGCCCAGGACUUCGCUGCCCUUAUGAACGCACCACCCUCGCAAGAUGGCAUGGUGCAAAACAACACAUCCACUUAUUCAUUAGCGGACGCUCUUAACCCAGAUGCUGGAACCUCGCGAGAUUACUUCGUUGAUGCACAAGCGCAGGCUGACGUAGGUUAUGAAGCUGAUGGCUCAACUAUUGUUACGGCCCAAAUCAGUGAACCAACGCCGUCGUCUUUAUCGGGGGCCCUAGGAUACGAAAUUCUGCUCUCGACACAAGUACCAGGCAACGCAACUCAAGUGGUGUAUGAAGAAACAGCUGGGCGGGAGUACAACGAACCUGAACGUAAUGACUAUGUCGGGGUACAAGACGAUGUCGACUUUUCGACCGUGGACUAUGAAGCCCUGAGCGCACGCUGGGAUUAUUUAAUUACAACAACGUUCGCGCCGGAUGACUCACCAGGAGCUCCACCAGCCGCCGCACAAGAUAAUCAUAUAUUCGCAGAGCCGUCCUAUUCACAAGAGCCGACUUCAAUGAACGGCAUCCAGGAGGAUGCGUCGUUGAACUGGCAAGGCAGCGAUUCAACUGGAUACUCGAUCCCCGUGCAAUAUGAACCGACGCCAACUGUGUCUGCCAACAUCCCUUCUUCUUCAUCCUUCAAUUUCGACUUCGCUUUCUCCCUUCCCUCAGUGGCACCACCUGAAGAAACACACGCUAUCUCAUCUUACGUACCAGAGCCGACUGAUAUACACCUCUCACCUCGACUGGAGGCAUUCGCCCUACAGCUGGAGGGAUAUAUGCUCCCGUCAGGCGAAUCUGAAUUCCCCGCAGAAUCAGCCGAUUUUACGGAAGACAGCACGGUCGUCCAUGAAGAGGUUCAUGUCGCCGCUCCUGAUGCGACUGAGGUUACAGAGGAAGCUCCGGAGCACUCUGUGAUCUCAGCCGCAUCGGUCGAGCCGUGCGAACCUAGCCAUUCUACCGACGCCAUUCCCUUGCUGGUCGACAUCGAACCCACUUCUUCAUACUCUUCUCUGAGUUGGUCUUCCCCUGUCGCCCUCAUCAAUGACGAACCACAUGUUCCAUUUACAUUCAACUUUUCCAUUCCUCUUCCAGUCACUGAUACUGAACCUGUUCAUGAAGAACCUCUGGCGCUCCAUCCUGUGGAUGAUCACCCAUUGGAUCCUUUUGUAGCGCCUCACAGCCUUCAUGAGGACGUUAGUGCGGCAUCUGUCACGGUCGAUGUGCAAUGGGAAGAAGCACUUCUAGUGCAGCCUAAGGACGUCACACCAACCUCCAACGUAGAGGCAGAAGAGGCUUUGGUCACUCAGCCAACAAUUUCGGACGGACUACACGACCAGGUCACCCAGGCGAUUACAUUCGAGACUGCCGAGCCUGAAGCAAACACCUUGUCACCUUCAACGCAGCCAAUGUCCGAUCCAUUGCCAUCGCCGGAAUUCGUAACCCCCACUACUGGACGUUUGCCGCCGUUACCCAUUAUACCUGAGUUAAUCACCCCCUGGUGGGCCACCAGCGACUUGUACGACGACGUAGUAUGCGAUCGACCUUCAGGCGACUCUCCUACAUCCUCGACGUCCUCAACGCCGGUCAGAGUCGAACCUAGCCCGGCCCUGCCUGAAGCAUCCACUGCGACACCCUCGCCUACAGAGCCUCCGAUUAGCAGUCCAGUUAUUCAUCAAGCCACAGUGUCUACGUCCACAGCGAGACCAAUCCCGGCUCUCUCAAGGGAAGAUCUAUCCCUCGCGUUACGCUUUGCAAACGCCACACCAAGAUGGUACUCAUACGGCGGGGGUGCAUCGCUGACGACGCCCCCUGAGUUAGGCCUACGUCUCCCCCGUCGCCGGACGCCCAGAUACGUCCCACCGCCUAUGUCAUCUACACCACCCCGACCGUUAUAUGGGCCGGAUGGUACUCGCCUUCGGAGAAGAACAGUCAGAGACCUCAAGACAGACCAGAGUCAGGUGAAGAAUGAUGAUGCGAAGCCUACGGAAACCGUGCAGCCAGGUCCUUCGAGGUGCUGUGCCGAUAUCUCAUCUGAGGUCGGCAAAGUAGAGCACUCUGGGAACACGACUGCACCGGUCCAGGAAUCAGCGUCAUCGAGCUCGCUUUCUCCAUCGAGAACGCUAGAAGCCGUCGACACCUGCCUUGUCCAGCAAUCUGUCUCCGGAAAUGAGGGUUCUACCACAAGUACUGAUGUGACAUCUACUCUACCGUCAAGCACCGUAUCGUCUCAAGACAUAGGGACAUCCUCAGCCCUGGGUUCCACAACUCAAGCAACCCACGGAUCACAUCAAGAAAGCCCGCCACUCACUACCUCCACGGCAACCCAAACGACUAUCGACGGUGAUGUUAGACAUUAUUCCAUGUGGGAUGACGAAGAUGAUGAAGACAGAGGUGUCUUCCCCUUACCCUCCUUGCUUCAGGGCGCUCUCAUCGGUUUGAGCGUCGCUAUACCUCUUGCCUGGAUCGCCUCUUGGAUCUUGUAAUUUGCCUUCAGUGCCUUCUAUCUGUAUCAUUAUGCUUGCCAUUUCAACAUUGUUGUCGUGCUUUUUUUGUUGUUUCAAAUUUGACCUUGCAUCUGUUAUCCCUAGCUUAUUGUACGUAUUAUUAGAUUUCUUCGUCCCGAUUUCAGCAAGGUUGACAGGAUAAGAAUGAAACGUUGUCUUUGGAUCC
Molecule: messenger RNA, 6373 nt
Organism: Somion occarium
Lineage: Eukaryota; Fungi; Basidiomycota; Agaricomycetes; Polyporales; Cerrenaceae
Source: the annotation of a GenBank genome assembly